This is a messenger RNA of Penicillium griseofulvum, 480 nucleotides long. RefSeq lists its product as uncharacterized. The transcript is spliced from 2 exons. The coding region runs from base 1 to 480 and encodes 159 amino acids. The record is from RefSeq and is a predicted model, not a curated record. NCBI's taxonomy places the organism in Eukaryota, Fungi, Ascomycota, Eurotiomycetes, Eurotiales, Aspergillaceae.
AUGUCACUCUAUCCCGAAGAGAGCCACCAGGAUGACCUGAUUAUCCACACACUUACGGAGCUCGCAUUAUCCAGACAGACAACAUUCAAGAAAGUAGAUAUUGAACGCCUUGGGAUCACGGUCGAUAGGUUUGAAGCUAGAGACUCCAAUUUUCUGGACGAUAGAAACAAGUGUCCUUUUAAGCCUUUUCGUCAGAAGCUCAUUAAAAGCUGGAAGAUACCGGAUAGUAAGGCAGCGUACGAAUCUGUGCACGACCGCCUGGAUAUCCAAGAUGUGCCUCGUAACUCGCACCUUGCUUCUCAACCAAGCGAAGCUGAGAUAGCAGACGCUACGGCGGAUGUUAUUGCAUAUCUUGAGACAAAUAUGACCUUUUUAUGUGACGGCGGAAGUAGCACGCCGUUGUCCGAGAAGCUUGAGUGGACCGAGAUCGAUGCGGAACAUGCCGAAAUUCGCGGUGACGGUAUCGGUAUUUUGGCUUAG